AUGUCUACCACUGUUAAUAAUAAUGAUGCCUCUAGUAGUAGUACCUCUGCCUCUAAUAGCGCUGAAUCCUUUGAUUUAAGACGUAGCCUACCUUCUCAUGAUAACUCUGACACUGAGAAUGAACAAAGUGAAGAUGAAUCAAGUAACAAUGUCGAUGUUCCAACCGAUUAUCAAUUAUCCGAUACCUUACUUGGUCAGUACAAACAUAUGGUAAACAAUCAAGGUUUACUCGUCGAAGAAUAA
Molecule: messenger RNA, 243 nt
Organism: Dictyostelium discoideum AX4
Lineage: Eukaryota; Evosea; Eumycetozoa; Dictyosteliales; Dictyosteliaceae
Exons: 1
Coding region: 1-243 (80 amino acids)
Source: RefSeq, a predicted model, not a curated record